UACUUUUGCCUUGAGGGGCGUUGCCUCGGAGGGCGUGUGCGCUGGGACGCCAGUUGGACAUCCCUGGUGUGCGCGGUGUGGUGGCGUAGGUGUGGCAGCGCGCGUGGCCGCUGUGCUUGCAGGGGGUCGGGCGGGCGGCGCGCGCUCGUGGCCAAGGGCGCGGAGGCGCCGCUGCUGCCAGAUGCCGCCGCCGACAAGGGCCGCGCCGCCGCCUCCAACAGGCAGAUCCACCCGCUGUGCGAGGACAAGGCCCAGCUCCUGGCCUACGAGGCGGCGCCCUCGCCCGCGCCUUCGCCCUCGCCCGCGCAGCCGCCCGCGCCCAACAUCUGCGUCGAGGGCGGGCGCAUCGAGUUCAUCAAGCCGCCGCCAGAGCGCUCGCCGCCGCCACCUGCGCCGCCGCCGCUGCCCCCGCCGCCACCGCCGCAGCCCCCGCCGCCGCCACCGCCACGAGCGCCGCCCGCCGCCCUCGACCACGACCAGGAGAAGUGCGACGUCGCC
Messenger RNA from Gryllus bimaculatus (two-spotted cricket), 498 nucleotides. The record is from the annotation of a GenBank genome assembly. Lineage: Eukaryota; Metazoa; Arthropoda; Insecta; Orthoptera; Gryllidae.